CUUACACUAGCUCACCUCAAUCCAGUCUCACAGAGUCUUACUGCCGACAUUGUGGUGAGGGAUUUGAUUCCUUGCCCUCAUCACGUAGAUCUUCAACUCGCGCUUACAAAGAGAAUCGUUCUAGCCAAACUGAUAUUGUUGACAUUGAGGACUUUGAGGAACCAGUCACAGUGGACAAGAGGUAUACUUGGCAAAGAUCUGCUAGUUGUAAAGAAUUGGUUGGUGUGAAAACAAGAUUGCUGGAGAUGAAGAUUGAACGAACAGAUGCUCCAAUAACUAGAUACGAUGAAAGUCAGAGAUCGUGUUAUAGCAUUGCCGGGAGUAAAACACCAUCAUUGGAUCGCAGUGGUGUGGAAACUGUUGAAACUAAAGUUUAUUCAAGUAGCUAUCCGGGAACCACUAGUAGCCUGUCUACUGAAAGUGGAGGUGGAGAAGAAGGUGGUUUGGAGCCUGGUGGAAGUGUUUUGGUUAUAGACACAGGCAGCUCUAGAGAAGAGAUCAUUUUAAGCCAUGAUGAUUUGAGCCAUGACUCAUACGAGCUUUUGGAGAGAGAGGGUUUUUAUGCUGAGUCCAGAUCUUGCAGUUUGGACUCAACAGGUGACCAGUUGCCUGAUGAUGAGAUGUUUAUAAUGGAUGAAGACUUCAGUGGUCAUGAUGGAUCUGAAGUUGAAAAGAGGUUGGGAUAUGUUGAGCCCCGUUAUGGAGAUAUUGGUUUUAAUGAAUUUAAUGAAAAGUGUAAACAGGGAUUUGCCAACAGAAGAGGAGUUGAGUUUGGUGAAUUUGAUGCCAAGUGUAAGCCAGGGAUGGUAAUUGGGUUUGAUGAUGAUGCUAACACAGCUGGAUUGACACAUUAUCCUGUUGAGCGCACAAAAAGUGACCCUUAUGUUAGCGAUUUUUGGCGAGUUGCUAGACAACAUCGUGCAAGAUUGUUACACCAAAAGUCUAUUGAUUUAACUCCAACUGAUCCUGGAUCAGACACUCCUGUUUACCUUGGUGAUGAUAUGAAAAGUAGUUCUUUAGAUAUUCCUUGUAGUAGUAAGAGUGCUGUAGAUAUUCCUUACACAUUACACAAACGACAACAAAUUAAUGGCACAAGUGUAUCUCCACUUUUACUGUCACCCAGUAAGUUAAGUCCAGUUACAGGAAGAAAAUCUCCAUCAAAAUCACCUGAUAUAACUAAAAAGGAAAAAGUAAAGUCACCAAAGAAACCAAUAUCAGAAAUUGACCCCUUAUCAAAAACUAAAACAAAGCCUGACCUUAACUCUCAAGAUUCUGGAUUGUCAUUAUCAGUGGGAACAGAGAGUGUUGAUGAUAUACGUGAAGUACUAAUGAAAAAUGCUAAUAAUUUUGAUCAGAGUAAAGAAGGUGAUGAAGAUAUACAAUUAAAAACUGUUGUUGACGAAAUAAUUACUGAGUCAUUAUUGGCCAGAAAAGUUGCAGAAAAACAUGAAUUACUUGAUAAAGAGACUAAGUGUCCUUUGAUGGUUAGUAAGGAGGUUUCCACUGAUAGAGAAAUUAAAUCAAAUUUAUUACAGGUUCCCGAUGAUUUACAACUAAGACCAAAACCAAUAAAAAAAGAUCUGGUUAAAGGCAAAAGUGAGGAUACAAAAACCAAAAAAGGUACAUUAAGCAAGUCACGCCAAGUUCAUAGUGCUGAUGGAGGUUUACGUAAAGAUAGUUCUUUUGAAAAAAGGGAUUCAGCAGUUAAGGUUAUAAAAAUAGACAGUGAUGAUGGUUUAUGUCAUUGUGAUAAGAAAGAUAGACUGAAAAGCUCAUCCUUGGACAGCUCUGAUCCUGAUGUAAUCAUUGUAGAGUACAGAGGAAAUAGAAAAAGAGCAUUUCAAAAACGAAGCUCUUCUGGAAGUAAAGGUUCUAAAGAGUCAAAAGAUUCCUUAGACAAAGAUAUUAAGAGGAGCUCUAGCUUGGAUGCAGCAAAAAGUGAAAAAGAGAGGAAAGAUAUAAAGUCUGAUAAAGGUAAAGAUGGGAAAUUAAUUCGAAGCAAGUCUGAUGGUAAGGAAGAAAAGAAAAAGAACAAGUUUGAGUCUAAGCAAACAGUUGAAAUCAAAGAAGGACAAAGACCCAAAAAAGAGAUACAGGUUGAAGUGGACAUUGAAACUGAUAGACGAAGUAUACCAAUUACUGAGCAACCAAUAUUAGUGGAAACAAAUAAACCCCAAAUACCUGCCAAGCCACAGAUACCAAGCAAGCCCGCCAAACUACCAACUGCAGAAUCAAAAAAACCAAAAACUCCAGAAAAACCUCCCAGAUCUUUGGAUAAGUUAGUUACAACAGAAAAAGCACCAGAUAAUCAAUCUAAAUUGUCAGAUAAAACAAUUGAAAAUCAGAUAGUAACAGAAAAUAGUUUGCCACCCACAAAAAGUGAAGGGGAUGAUAAAGUUUUAAAAUUAACCAAUAAGGAUGCUAAAGAAUUAAAUUUUACACAAACCAAGGAAGAUGUUAAAAAAUCUGUCACUUCUCCAGAAACUUCUUGGAAGAAGUUUGGUGAUCUGCCUGCACCUAUAUCACACAAAAGAGAGAGAUCUCCUAUAUUGUUUGCAAGGCUGGGACUUUCAGAAGGUUCUGCAUAUUCACCAACCCAUAGACAAUCUUCAGUUCAAUCCCCUUCAUCUUCAAGGAGGUGCAAGUCAUUGGAUGCUCCUGUUGUAUCCCUACAUCGUCUUCCUCCAGUUACUUCCUUUUCUAGUAAAGAUGAUACAUUAGAUAAUGAGGAAGAAAUUGAGCUUGAAGAGAAAACUUUGCGUUCUUACAAGUCUGGAUUAAAGAGUGGUGAAGUAUGCAUACAAGAUUCUAUACUAGAAGAAAAAAGUCCUGAAGGUAAAGAAACGCCUGAAGAUGAAACAAAAAUACAAGAAGAAGCAAUCCCUGCACCUGUUGUUUCUAAGGAUUGUAAUAUACAAUCUCCUAGUAUUCAGCCAAGUUCAAACAUUUGCCAAGAAGAAAUUUCUGUUCACAUAAAAAAUAAAGAUGAUAUUACAGUAACACUAGAAAAGUUGGAUGAAGUGGUUGACAGAGUAAAAGUCAACAAUAUUCUUCAAAGUGAAGAUAGACUGAAUGUAUCUGAUCCAAUAUCAGGUGGCUUAAGUAAUACAUCAUUGCCUCCAUUGUCUCCUCUCACAGAUAGAGCAUUUUCACCUGUAAAAGACCUGCCAAUCUCUCCUCUCAAAAGUAACCCUGUUUCACCAAUAUCCAAAACACCCUUAUCACCAACAGCUUUAUCACCAGCUCCAUUAUCCCCAUCACCUCUAUCGCCAACUCCUUCAUCUCCUAAACCUCCUCUUUCCCCAACUAUAAUAGAACCUCCAUUAUCACCAUCUGCAGAGAGAAGGCCUAGUACACGACAGGAAAGAUUAGAUUCAUUUAAAAAUACGAAGAGCUAUUCAGUUGAUAUCUGGACUUCUGAUGAAGGAGAUAAUCCAGUUAUGCCAACAUUCGAGGUAGAAGAUAUAGAUUUCACUUCAAAAGAUUAUGAGGAUGAAACCUUUAUUAUAGAAAAUGAUGAUGCUAUUGAGAAAAAAAUUCAAUCAGUUGAUGAAAUUAAAAAAGACAUUGAAAUAAAUGAUGUGUUUGAAGACCAUGAUGAUUCACCUAAACAUGAAGUAAGGGAGAUUGUUUCCACCACUGAAGAUGAGUGUUGGGUAUCAGUUGAAGAUAUUCAACAAUUGGGUGAAAAUAUUGAACAGGAGCCAAAAAAUGCAGAUGUUUUAGAUAAUGACGAUAAGACUGAUAGAAGUGAUUCAUUAAAGGUUGAACUAGAUGAAAAUACUGAUGUUUCAAAAGUCCUUAUAGUUAAAGAUUCUGAUAAAUUAGAAAAGACGAUUAAAGAUUUUAUGGAAGUGAUUGAACCUUUGGAUGAACCAUCAACAUCUGGGAUGAGAAUGAUUCCUGAAAAACGAAGCUUUGAUGAUGAACCAUCUAGUUCAUCUUCCAUCAAACAAGUUGAACUAUCAUCAACAUGGAAACCAUUUCCUCUCGAAAGCUCUGGCAGUUCAAGUCUUGAAGAAGCAAUUUUUCCUCCAGAUGAUACGGGUCAUUAUGCAGAUGAGGAAGAAGGUUCUAGCCACUCUAAUGGACAGGAUGAUUUUCCUUCAAGUUUUGGUUACUCCAUGACGGGAGCUGAAAUGAUCAUUAGUGGGUACACUGGUGGAAUGUUUGGAUUGUCCAGAACCCUCUCAAGAAUAAGUGAAAGAAGCACAACAUCAGAACAAGAGAGGUCAGAUUUUGAGGAUGACAUAUCAACAAAACCCUCAUCACGAUCUCUUUCAGUUGAUGAUGAGUCUUUGCUGUCAAGUGAUCGGCAGCCUAGUCUGUCUUCUGAUCCACCUUCAGGUCCUAACCCAGAGGAUCAACCUUUGCCAGAACUUCCACCUUUACCUAAAGAACCUACAGAAGAAAAACUUGAUUUUAAAAUUCCUCCGCCUUUAUUACCAACAUCAGAAGAUGAUUGGCCUUCACCUCCUAACUCUUCUCCAUUUGAUACUCCAGUAGUAAGCCAUGUUGAAACUUUUUAUAUGGAAAUUAAACCUGAAGAGGCUACAAAAGUCAUUGUUGUAGAUCCUGUAGAUGUGGAAAAUGAAGGUGAAAGCUCAACAGAUGAAAACAAAACUCUCCAAGAAGAACUUACUGGAGGAUUUGAUGAGUCGUCUGUUCAAGAGGAGGCCACAGUAAAGUUAGCUAGAAGGCCAAAAACAUCAGCAGGGAUGUAUGCAAAUUCAGCGAGUGAAGAUACAUCUAUUGGGGUUUCAGAUUUUUCUAGCAGCACAAGUACUGUCAAACAUUGUCAGUAUUAUUCAUGUGCUGUGAAGUCAGAUGACAGUUCACUUGCAGGAGACUUUGGCCUGUCUCUGUCAACAGAAAUGCUAUCUAGUCGAAAAAGUUCUGAUGAUUCUGUUGAUAGAUUCCAACCAAAACGAACUGGUCUGUACAAAGUUAACCAGAGGUCAUUUGAUGAUUAUGAUUCUCCUUAUAGUGAAUCGGAUGAUGGACAGGCCAAGCCUCCACCAAAACAACGUAUAAGCCAUCACAGUUCAUAUUAUUCAUCUGUUUCAAGCCCUACAAGUACAACAGCCCCCAAGAAAGGUUUGGAGCGUUCAAAGUUCAACAGAUCAGGAAUUAAGACUUUGCCUUAUUAUUCAGCUCCUACACCUGUAAGUCAUGAGCACAGAGAUGUUUCUGAACUGUUAGAGCGCCGUGAUCGUGACCGUGACCGUAGUUCAAAGUCGAUUGCACGUUCUAAGUGUUACUCUUAUUACUCAUUAGCUCGUAGUCCACCAAGUGAUGGUUCCUCUUCGUCUCUGGACAAUCCCGAACCCCCAUCAACACCAAAUACAAUUCCUCGUGUGUCUAAGCGAAAACGGCACAUACCCCCUGCCAAGAGAAGGCAUCGUGUGUCUGUGGAUAUGGAAGUUCGUGAUGGCCAUAUUGUUUCUGUUUCAAGUCCUUCAGUUGUAGCUUGUGGCAGGAAUAGGCAUCCAAACUCAUCACAGAGAGAUUUACAAGUGAUAGAUCCAGCACGACAGCACAUGUCUAAUCUGUCUAAGCAAUCGUCAGUCUAGCUAAGAUAAUUUAGCGGGUUGGAAAGGUGCUAAUACCUCAGUACCUUAAUAUAAUGUUUAUUGUAUUAAUACAACCAUUCCUCGUUUCAAUGACAUCAUUGUUUACACUCUUCUUGUUCUUUCCUUUAUACUUUUGUACUUAUUGUGUAUAGGUUAAAUUACUCUAGUCAUUAAUCUCAAUCGUUUGGAGAAGUGAACUUGGGGACUCAAGUGAAUAAACUAUUCUUAUUGUAUUCCAGUGUAUCAUUAUGAAUAAGGCUGUGUAAUUUUAUUAAGUUCUAUGUUUAACUAAAAAUUACUGUUAAUGUAUAGGUAGUAUUAGCCAGAUUUAGAUCCAGAUUAAUGGAUAUAUGGAUCCUUAUUUGUUCUUCCACUUUUGUUGUUUUGUAGGGUUACCAAAAUACAAAGAGUGAUUUCAGGACCCGUUACUCUUUCAAUUACAUUUUUGCUCAAUUAAUGUACAGUCACUUGUCAGCUGGAGUCAAGUUUGUCUGAGAUAAAAUUAAUUUUCAAAGUGAAAUUAGUAAUUUAUUAUUGUUAAAUGAUUACAUGUGUUUAUGCUUUUAUAUGGAAGUUACUACUAUUAUUUAAUGAUACAUUUGUUAACUUAUUAUUAUUGUUAAGUUAGAGUAUAGUAUCGUAUAAUGAAGCCUUUUUAAAUGUUAUUAUAUUUAUAACAAGAUUUUUUUAAAUAUAAAGUUAGGGAAAAUGGAUAAUACAUGCACUAACAUUACUAAACUAAAUAUAAAUUAAUAAUGAGAUAAUAAAAUUGCAUAAAUUUAAUACAAUAAUAUACAAGAGAAAACUAAUAUUAGCUGAUCUUAAUUUUGUUAAUUUAAGAACAACAUUGUAUUUGAUCAGUGUUUAUUUCAUGUUCAUCAUGUGAAUGGUCUUUACAGUGUCAGUUUUAGUAAUAUUUCUUUAUUGCAGUUUUAAAUUAAUUGUUUGAUUUCAGUAAUGAUUUAAGAAUGUACGUAUUAGUAUUGAAAUUCUUUCAGUACAAUGUUUUAAAGGUAAUUAAACUGGUAAUUUGGAUCUUACUAUGCAACAACGAGUAAAGUAUUAUAUUUCAUAACAAUGAGAUACCACAAAGAAGUUACCAUGUAUUUUACAAUAUCAGAGUUUGGGUUAAGUUGGGUCUUGUGUAGACUAUAUUUCCAGACUUACCAGGUCAGAUAUGUGGAUUAGUGGAGUGUGAGACAAGACAGAAAAUGAAUGGAAUCACCUGUACAAAUAACCAUUUAAAGUCAGUGCAAAACGGUUGUGGUUUCUCAAUAGUUACAAUAUUUGAAGUGGUAGAUGAAUAUAUCCCUCACCUAUGCCAGACAUCCAGUAUCUAUCUGCAUGUUCAUUUGGCUCCUUGAAGAUUUUGGUGUUUUAGUUGGACACCUGGAAGGUAGAAUUAUCUCACUCUGUAAAAAAUUGUCUUUAAUCAGAGAAAAUUAACUUUAAAUUCAUGAAUGAUAUAAUCUGAUAAAAUUGGUAUAACUUUCUAGUUUUAUCUCAAUAUUUUGCAUUGUCACAAAGAAAUCACAGAGAAUUGGUACACCAUACUAUACUUCUGUAGUAUCAGUAACAUACAAGUGGCAUGUUUCUCUGAUAAUGCACCACUACUUCAGAAUUGGCGAGUCGGGUUUAUUUGAUACAUGGAAUGAAGAUUAAACUGAAAUUUGUAUAGUUAUAAUAAAUUAUCAGCAAAGUUAUUUUAUUGAGUGAAAACCUAAUAAUAAUAUGAAAUCCAUAGUUAAGAGUUUACAAUAUUCUAGUUUAAAUUUAUUUUCAAAGUACUUGGUAUAAACUUGAUACUACCUUUUUAAUAUUUUUAAAUUAACAGAGUUAAAUUGGAUUCACAUUAACUAUAAGUUUGAAUAUUUUAUUGUUAUUUCACGCUGUUGUUAACUUUCAGUGAUAUUUUAUAGAUUGUAAUAUUUAAGAUUGAAAUUUAAACUAUAAUUGACACUUAUGAAAAUUAUGGAAAUAGUUAAUACUUUUAAGGCUGACUGACAAAACAGGCAUCUACGGUAAAAAGUGUUUGUGGCUGGUGGCCAUUAUUAGUCAAUUUUUUAAUACUUUACUUACAUUUGUUUAUUAUUAUUUUUUUAAUGCUGUAUAAUUCAAGCUCUGCUUGUAAUUGAAACAUACAAGCAUCAUGAAACACUAAUAGUUGCUGCUGAAUAUGUAUAAAUUACUAGUAUGUAUCUUUUAGACACAUGAAAUAUUUCUUGCCUUUUGAACAAAUUAGACACAGUGUAUACUUUAAUGUAAACUGUUUACAGUUACAUGUGCUUUACCCAAGUCUCAUCUGUCAUUACGAUACGAUCUAUGACUUGGUUUCCACCUUUGUCUUCGUCUUACAAAAUAGUCAGUGCUGCAGCAAAUCUGUUUUUUUUUUGUGGUCUUCCGUUAGAAUUUACAGAAAGCACUUGGCACAAAAUUUGGGGAAAAUGUCUUGAGAGUUCUGUAAUCGUAAAAUAAUAAUUUUCACGAUUGUUUCACCACCAAUUUAUCACUCACAAGACUAGGCCUUCCACUGCAAUGCUCACCAUGACACUGGUUUUUUAAUUUUUUAAAUCAAUAUGCCACUGCCUCACUGGGUUUUCAGUCAUUAUUCCUUGACCGUACACAUAUUUUGGUAAAUACGUAAUGAUAAAUUUCAAGUGGUUUGUGAUUUUUUGCCAACAAAAACCUUCUCAUAGAUCAAACUUUGCAACUGGUAGAACUUCAAUUGCAGCGCCCAUUUCAACUCACUGUAUACGAAGUAUGAUAGGCACGGCACGAUGUACAAUCUACCAGGGCUGGUUGUAUUGAGUGCAGGAACACUCUGACGCCAAGAUGGUGAAACUAGUCCCACCCAUUGUCGUGAGAAUAUUCCUAUAUAGAAAGACACACAUUCCAGCAAUGUUGGCUCACUCUGCAGAUGGUCUCCCUUGCUCCAGUCAUUGAAAGUUCAUUUAAUUUUAAAUAAUCGUACCAGAAGAAUAUGAUUUAUUAAUAUUAAACUCAGAAUUGUACAUUUUAGAAUACAUUUUUUUACUCUACACUAGAGUUUUGUUUACGCCAAGUUUGAUGUGACCAAGUAAUUUAAUUACCUAAAAGUUGAAAUAAAAAAAAAUAUACUACCAUAAUUUUUAUGACAAAACCGUGAUCAUUUUAAGCAUGAAGUAUACCUGCAGAUCUAUUACAUUACUUUAGGAAUAUAUUGAGCAGUGAUUUAUACAGCAUUAUAUCGUGGUCAAUGCGUAUUUUUAUGUAAGUAGACAGUAAUAAACUACUUUUUUGCUUUUAAUUGAUUCAGUUUCAGUCUAUUAAAAAUCUUGUCUAUUUAAAAUCUUAAAUUACAUUUUGUUAAGUAAAAGCAUCUUGUUAAUUAUAUUAGUAAAUUUUUGACUCAAUUUAUGUUAACCCUGAAACUGGGAACUAAAAAUGCUGUAAUGGCAGGCUGUUUCGGAACAUUUUGCAAACAUUUAUUCUGAGUGAUUUUCAUGCUCAAGCACUGUAAUUUAUAAUGAUAAUAUAUGUUAUUUUACUGAGUAAGUUCUGUAGAAUAUUGAGACAUAUUAAUUCCUUUGAUAUACAAAUAUGAAUAUUUUUCACAUCACUGUGAAACUGGAAUUGAAAAUUAAAAUUACAAUAUUCUGGGGGGACUGUACUUACAAACUGACACAUAGUUUGAAAUUAAUAAUUCCAAAAUAACCCAAAGACAGAAGAGUUGUCUAAUUAAAAAAAACAUAUAAUUUUAUGGGAUUUGUAUAAAAAAAAAUGUGACUUGUAACCUAUUUUACUAAGAUUCGUAUGGGUGCAAUCUGUUAGUUAGAUACCCUAUUGGUAAACAUCUAAAACUUCAUGAAAUUGAAGUAAAAUUAACAAUUGUAUAUUUAUAUGUCACUAUACACAUUCAAAUUAUAUUAUUCUAAUGUAUUUCACCUAUUUUGCAAUACAUCAGCAAAGUUGUAAAUCAAAAUCGCGAUGAACACAUAUUUAAAGCAAACAAGAACAACUCAAGAGAAACUUCAGCCCAACUAACCAACUGUAAACACAAAAAGAUGAUCACAUGUGAGAAUAGAACUGAAACAAAACACUCAUGUAUAAUCUAAUUUUAGUUUAAAAUAUUUACUUCAUAUCAAAUAUAGUGUAUAGUCAAAAUCAUAAAACAAUCAAAUUUCCUAACCUUAUUGUAAUAAAUUAAACAAGUAAUAAUGCUAAAAAAUAAUUAAUUAAUUAAAUUAUUAAUUAAACUUGCUCCCGAUUUCUUCCUUUAGUUUAAAUUUUAUGAUUGUGUUGUUAUUGAUGUCAAUAGUUUGUUAAUAAACAGUUCUAGUCAUUGUUACCACAUAUAAACUUGUUUUAGAUGAGUAUUUGUUGAUUAAUCAAGCAAGCCUAAAUAAAAGCAAUGAAUUAUGUAAGAAAAACCAAUUAGAAUUUGUUAAUCGGUUAAUGUUUCUUUACUCUAAUACAGUAAUUGAAACUUUUAAAAUUGUGUCUUGUAUACAUUUUUUUUAUAACGUCUCAUUUGUUUGUGUUACGUACAUUAAAAAAAAGUUGAUUUAGUAAGAUUUGUACAGAAAAGAUCUUAACAAAUCUAGUUUGAGCAAACAAACCCAUGAAUAGAAGUGUUUCAAAAAUAUGUAAAUAAUUUCAAUAAUAUUUUCAUCAUAAGGUGCCAACCAGUCCCAAGACGGUAACUGUGUUAAUAUCAUCAGUUUUCAAUAAUAGUGUUAAUAGUAAUUUUUAGGCCUACAUAAAGACUUAUUUUUAAUUGGAGUCGUACAGUCCUUGAAAAAGAUUUGUAUUAUUUCAUAGAGUUAUAAAUGUUAUUAUUGGUUUUUUAUGUAAAGUAUUGAUUAUAUUUUAAAGACACUGCGUUGAAAGUGAAACUAUGGUUGUUUGGGUACGAGAAAAGUCUUUUAUGUAAUCUAUAUCCUUAUUUACACACUUUAAAUGUAAUAUAAUGAGACCUUUGUUAUAUUUAUGUACUAUUUUGGGAAACAUUAUUAUAUAUUUAAAGUGCAUUGAAUAGUUUUACUACUUCUACACCAUGUUAUAAAGAAAUAACAGAAUCCUAUUUAUGUUCUCACAAGAGAAGGGCUAUCAUUACUGAGCACUAUUAUAACACUUCUUCAACACAAAAUAUUUACUGUAAAAAACAAUGUUUUUGUUUUUAUUUUAAUGAUAAUAUUAAGGCUCACACCUUCAUUUUUUAUGACAAAAAAUGGGGAUUGAAAAUUACUUAGUAAGUUACAAGGUAUGUAAUUUUAAUAUAUUUAUAAAUUUUCAUUAAAAUCUGAAUACUGUGACACUGUCAACUGUCUAUAGAUUUACCACAGUGUUUUCUGAAAAUGUUCGUAUAUUGAACAUUAGAUCAACAAGAUGUUGCUUAUUUGUAGCCUACAGUUGAGUAUAGGUUGAUGGCAAUAUUUGCCUGAACUCUUGUUUGUCAAAUAGAUUUUUUUUACUUCUUGAUUGAAUUAUUUUAUAGUUAUAGCAAUGAAACAUACAUGAAUUAUGCAAAAGGACAGAUAAAAUAAUUAAACAUAAAAGAAAUAAUAAGUGGAUUUUAUUAAAUGAGCUGAAGGUGCCAAUCUGUAUAUGUACAUUGAGUUCCUUUAAAUAUUGGUUAACCACCAGAGGCUUUGUCUAUUUUAUGAAUUAAAAUUCCUGUGGCAGUUAAAAAGUUGUCAGUUGUGAAAUAUGUGUUGUGGUCUGUUUUAUAAAUGCAACAGACUUGAAGGACAUAAACAAUAAUAGAGGGGCUAGUGAAGUAUGUGGAGAAAAUACCAUGAAUGAGGGAAUGGUUAGAAAAUUUGAUAAAACGUGUAAAUAUGGCCAUACAAAUAUUAUGAUAAAGAACAAAGUAUGCCUUGUCGUCAUUACUGAGGUCUUGAUGUAAAAAUAUGUUGAUGGAGAUAAAAAAAGGAGCUAUAUGCUUUCAUGAUUGUAAAAUGAGGUUCUAGAAGUUCUGUAUGCUCUGAGAUAUAUUGCUCUGUAAAUCGUAAUCACAUCAUAUCAAUCAAUCCAAAACAAAAGAUAUGAUAUGUUUAGUAACAGAAUUGUGGGUUUCUAGGCAAUACCCUUCUUCUUGCCUGAAUAUCAUUGAUCCUGAAAUCUCAUCGCAUCAUUUGGCUGGGAACAAACUGAUCAACAUCUAGACCCCUUAUCUAGCAUCUAGUGGAUUACCACUAAUUGGUGCAAUUAAAAGAACACUUGAAGGUGGUUAACAUCUUGUAUUAUGGUUAUUCUUAUUGUGAUUAUAACAAUAUAUAGAUGGUUUGCCUCUUUAGAUCAUCUAGUGGCAGACUUAUAUGACUAUGGAACUCAAAACCUGGUAGUGUGAUGAUAAAUGCUUCUUGAGUCUUUUAUGAGCCUGAGUCUCUACACAUAGACCUGAAGGGACCUAUGUGUCUUCCUUGCUUAAGUUGUAGACCUCAGAAUUUUAGGUCCUUUAGGCUGAGCUUAUCUUUUAGGAUUUUUUUCUGGGUUUGCAAAUGACUUUUACUGAUUCUUCCGCUUCCCCGCAGAGUUUGCAUUCAUCAGUCCGGCUUAGAUCCAUCUUCAUCAGAUGUUUCCUAACCAACCUUUUACAUAUGGAGAUAAUAAUUUUUUUAUUGCCUGAGUCCUGAGACCUCGGAUCUAAUCCUUUUCCCUAUCUGCUAAAAGGCUUUCAGAGUCUAUCUUGGCAAGAGCAUCAGCUAUGUCAAUCCCAGGAAUGCCUUUGUGGCCCAGCACCCAGCCAAGGGCAAUUUUGUUCAUCUUUGCCAGUCCCAUAAUUGAUAAAUGCCUCAAUAUUGGUGGAUUGUUUACUUAAAGAAGUACUCAUUAUACUUAUGGCAGCAAAUAAUAAAAUCGGCUUAAAAAUACAUUUUGGUUCACAACUUAUUGUCUGUGAUGCAUUGUUUAUUUAGUUUUAUGAUAUGUAAAUUAACAGCUUUUUAUAAUUUGGUAAUGCCCUUCUUUAAUCAAGUAAAGCUGUAAACACUUUUAAAACUUCAUACCUUUUUUAUAGAUUUCAAGCAUAAUAAAAUCGUGUGAAAAAUGAUAAGUAAAAUUUAAAAAAAUUAAAGUUCAGGAGAUAAAAAAAGUAUAAUUUCAAUGAUAUAGUCUAAUUUAAAAAUAACUAAAAGCACUGAUUUUUAUAUGUGAAAUGUAGCAGAAUAAACUCCUUAGACAGAAGAACUGAGUAUCGAUCAAUAUUUAACAUUUGAAACAUACUAUGGUUUUAAAAUAUAUGUGGAUAGUUAUUUCUAAUGCUUCAUAAUGUAUUUCAUCAGAAAUAAUAAUAACUCUUGUUUUAUACCUUCAUUUCAUGUGAAGUUUUUGGGAGAAACUAAACAGUCAAUUUCACAUAUCCAGUGAUAUCCAAGAGUUGUCCAUUAAAUAACUUAUUUUGGAAAUUAGUUUAGUAUGAAUGGAUUUAUUGUUUAGUGCCGACUUGCAUUGAUAUUGAUGGAACUAAACCUGGAAACAAACAAUUUUGAUGUUGUAAAUGAGGUUCAUAAUAUUUUUAUGUUCUACUUGAUAAAUUAUCCGUAGACAAUCACGUAAUCUUUAAACUAAACACAUAAGGUCAUAAUAUCUUAUAUUUACAGUUGAGAUUGCAAAUACAUUUUUGGACAAUGAAAUGUUCCUGAGUAUCCAUAUAGUCAAUGAUGUUAAAUUGGAAAAAGUGUAAUCUAUGCCGACCUUCCACCGUAUCUAGCAAAUGUUUUCAACAUUCAAGUCGUUCUUCAUAGCUUAAAAUUGAAUGAUUUCAAAUCUUCCUUAGGCAUGCAGAAAAACACUGAAUUUUCUAGAAUAAAUUAAAUUCUUACUAAGUUAUAAUCAUUUUGGAAAUGCUUUAAGUUACAUUUACAUAUUAAUACCAAGUGUAUCUAUCAUUCAAGUUAACUUUCAACAUUAUAAGUAAUUAUGAAAUGGUAGUAUGGUGAUGGGUUGGUAAAGACUUCACUUUUUAUUCAUAAAGAUAAAAUAUAUUAAGCUAUUGAAUAUAUAUGAAAACAUAAAAUGUAAUUGGUAACAGUUAAUGAAUCCUUAAUUACUAUUAAGUUGCAAUUAAUGUUUAAUGUGACUUUUGGAUGUCACUCUCCAAACUUGAUUCUCUCAGUACUUUGUAAUGAUGAAUAUUGUAGCCUUCAUGAAGUAUAAGCUGAAUGACUGUAAUUUGUCUUCCAUACAAAAUACAUAUUUGAAGAGACUAGGGCAUUAAUUCUUUGAAGAAACGGCACAUUUCUUUAGAACACAAUAAAUUGGUUAGUAAUUUUGUAUUCUACUCAUGUAAUAUUCUGUGUUAGUAGCCUAAGCUAUAUUUUACUUGAACAUUCAGUGAUGAUUAGUUAUGUUGAGGACUGCACGUCUCCAUUGUACAUAAGUAUGGGAUAAUCAAAGAAAUGCCAAGGCUUUAAUGCUCAAUAUAGGCUAGACCAUGAGUGUAAUAAUUAUAUCCAUAAUGUGUGGUGGACUUGCACUUUAAUCAGAGUGGACAUAAUUUUGCAUUGUGUUUUUAUCCUACAUUUUACACAUUUUCAGUUCUUUGUUAAGAGUGGUAAGAUAAAUUAUUCACAAGAACAUCAUCUGGGUAAAAUGAAUGUUUGUAUUAAGAAUUUCUGUGGCACAUAGUCAGCUCAGAAAAACUAAACUUUCAGAGGAUACUUUUAGGAUUGGAGAUGUCCAUUUUUCUUCAAUAUUGGGUUAAUUAGCCUAAUUUACAAUAUAUUGCAUAUCAAUCUCUAUAAAAUAAACUUCUGAAAAUGUCAAUAACAAAAUAAUACACAGCCUGACAUUAAAACAAUGUAUUGAUUUGUGAACGGCAGUAGUUUUUUUGUUGAUAAAUCCCUCAUUUGUUCAGUAACAACAAACUGGGUUAGUGUGCUCAAACUUUGUUUUUCAAGUUAUGACACUCUAUGCUGCUGUAAAUAUUUCAGAAAGUAUUGGCUCUGCUUCUUGAACGUUAUUUCAUUCUCAUCCUCAUCCAGUUCUGUGUCACCUUAAAAAAAAAAAUACGCCUAAGUAAACAAACAAACAAUGACUUCCUUCAUUUCUGCGCCACCCAAUACACAAUUCGCUCAUACCUCGUAUCUGUAUUGUUCAACAAUUCAGUCUAAAAUAAUACAGUGCUAUUUUAACAUAAUGUGAUUGUUUUCAUCAAAAUCAAAUCAGAAUUAUUGAGGACCCUAUAAAUAAAUAUUGUCCGGAAUUAAUCAUAUCAGCCAAUAUUAUAACAAAAGUAUUGUAGUUUGUUAAAUUAUUACUACAAAAUAUACUACAAAACAUGAGCUCUUUUAUUUUUCAAAAAUAUUUUGUUUUAUCAUUCGUAUGAUUAAAGUAAUUGCUUUGAUUAAAGUUAUUGCUUUUUGUGGCUAAACAUGAAUAGAGUAGAAUAGUUUUUUUAUUGAAUAAGACAUAGGCAGUACCAUUUUCAAUAGAAUUAAUAAUAAAAUGUUGAUAUUUUGUCUUUAAAAAUUGGUUUGAAAUUUUAAUAUUGAUCAAAGUUUGAUGUUUGGAAGUUUGAUACCCAAUAAAGUCUGGUAGAAGGUUGAACAGGUGUAUUUCAAUUUGGAGGGGGUCAGCUGUCUUUGUCGUGAGUCAGCAAUGGGUCAUGUCUAAAUUAUUUGUGUAGUGUUGUAGCUAUGUAUUUCACUCCUGCUUGUCAAAAAUGAUGUGUUUUCUUUUAUAUGGAUCGUUAGGGUCAAGGUGUAUUGGGAGGGAAGAUUAACUGUCCCCAUUCUUUUAAAAUAGCCCUGGCAUGACUCUCUAUGACUUAAACCAUACAAAAUGCGUUUUGCAGUUUUUUGGAUCUUAAAUAUGGUGUCUGUAUGAGGUGAAGAUCCCCAGGCCAGUAUGCAGUAUGACAAACUGCUAAAGAAGCAGGUAAAGUAAACUGUUCAUAACACCUUAUAGGAGUGGAUCUGGCCAGACUACAAAGCAUAAAAUUGCAUUUUUUAAGCUUCUUGCUCAUGUCUUCUACAUGUCCAUAACAGGAAAAACGAUAGUCAAGAGUCACUUCCAAGAAAUUUACACUGCUGUUGCUAUUGUAUGUCUCAGAUAAAUCAAUAUGAAGAUUUUGGGUUUUAUCAGAAUUAAGCUUGAAGCUGUUUGCAGAGUAUCAGUUUGUUAUUUUGUAGUAUGUUAUUUUAUCAACUUGCUUAAUGUGAUUUCGUCCUGUCUUGCAUCAGUUCGGAGAGUUAUGUCAUCAGUAAUGAAGAAUGUAGAUAUUUAUAAGAAGAUGAAGUGGUAUUGUGGGUCGUUUAUAAACAAUAUAAAGAAGAUCGGCUCGAUCCUUGUUUCACACUUUGUGUAAUAUAUUGUGAAUUUGAUCGAUUAUUUUGAUAUUCCACCACUUGUUGCCACCCUUGGAGAUAGUCUUUAAUGAAAGCAGUAGUCUUUACACUGAAACCAUAGCAUACCAACUUUGCAAGUAAUAUAUUGUGGAGGACUAAAUCAAAGGCUUUUCAUUGGUUGAACAGGCUCUUCAAUGAUACCACUGAUUUUCUAGACCUGUGAGCAUAUCUGUUAGUAAGUCUACUGUGGCUGAGCAUGUGCUUUUGCCUUUUAUAAAUCCGUACUGGUGGUCAUUUAGUAGAUUAUGUCAUUCAAGAAAUGACAGUAUUGGGCAUAGCAAGAUUGAUUCCAUGACCAGCCAAUAUUGGUAUGAUACCGACAGAGCGAUAGUCAUCAUACGAGACCAUUUUACCUUUUUUAGGAAUGGGUAUGAUUUUCCCCAUUUUGGAGAUGGAGGGAAACACCCCUUCAUUAAAGCAAAGGUUUUUUUAUACACAUUAGAGGUUUGUCAAUCAGGUUUUCUAUGUAUUUUACUACUAUUGCGUCAAUUCAAAAUGAUCAUUGGCCUUUGAGUUAUUAAAACCAGUCAUAGUCGCAAAUAUCUCUUCUACUGUUGUUUUUUUAAAAUUAAAACUUGUUGAUGGUGUUGGUGAAUGCUGCAAGUAGUUCAGAUAAUUACAUCCAAGGAUUGUUCCCACAACAUUUUGCGAUGUAAAAAUGGUCAUUAGGCUUAGGAAGUCAUAAACAUGAACCAAAUUUAUGAAGAAAGAUGCAUAUGCAUAAAAAUGGCACUUUCAAACUGUUGCCAAAACACUCAUGUAAACACAAAAAACAAACUCAGAUCAUCAUGCCAAUUAUAUUAUGUAUUUUGCUUAUGAUUUGAAGCAAUCCAAAAAUGUUCUGUGAUUGCUUUUCACUUUUACAUCUUUGUCAAAUGUACACUUAUAUAAAUAAAAACUACAAUGUAGGCCUUUACAUAUAAACACAUAACACACAAUACAUCAAUUAAAAUUUCACUUUGCUGUGUUGUCAAAUUUUAAAAAAGUGGUUAAAAGCAUAACGGUGCGGCUGAGUUUAAAAUCGUACAUUUGUGUAUGUUUGGGUUCAAGGUAGCAAUUACAUCUUGGUCCAUUUUUCACUCUGUUUGCAUUUCUGUUAUUAAAAUCCUGUUGUAAAUGAGAUUGUUUCUGACGUCCACUAUUUCAUUAAAAAUAUUGUUUUCCUUGUAUAAUAGUAUGUGUAUAUAUUUAUUUAUUUAUUUCAAUAUCCUUUAAUCUAUUUAAUUUUUAUCCUUUGUGGAAAUGAUGUAAUAUUUUCAUAUAUUGAUGUGUUAAAUAUUGACUGUAACUUGUCAUUGAGAGUUUGAUAAUAAUAGUUUCUGAAAUUGGAGACUACUCUUUUAUCAAUUUAUCAGAAAAUAAAUCAUUUAAAUUCUCUGCUAAAUUUAAAAGCUUUGUAUAAAAUUAAACUGGGACAAUAACUAAACUCAGGGCAGAAAAACACUCUUUGAAAAUAGGAAUAAUAAUAUUUGAAGAUUUUAGGAAAUUUAUGAAUUUUGUGUUCGAUUGUUUCUGUCCCUUUGUAAAGUGCGGGUCCACUUUUUGUAAAUUACAUGUUUUUUCAAACAACACCACUUAGCUAUUGACUCCCACUGCAGCGACAACCAGUGUUCACUUUAAUAUCCCUGUACAUGUGGCAUAUCACUUAACAGCAUCCAUGAAACUAAUUAAUUAACAUCUCCAGAUUUUACCUUAUGAAGGAUACAGGAUGCUUGCCAAACAGGGAUCUAAUCAGGAGUGAAUGUUUUAUGUUUAGAUAUUAUUAUUUAAUAUUUGUUAAAAUUAUCUUUCCGUACAUAAAAAGUUAGUUGUAAAAGUUAGAGAAGAGGGUGAAGUGAGCACUGGGGUGUUCUGCCUCGGCAACGACCCCCACACAAACUGGUUAUAACGUGUACAGUAUUACAUUUAAAUCGUGUUUACAACUUAUGUUGUGUAUUACAUUGAUAUGAAAUUUUUAUGAACUAAGAUGUUAUAUUCUAUUGUUUGAUUUGUGUUUACUUUUUAAUAAAUGUUUAUAUUCGAUCCUCGUGAUUAAAGCUGAGUUUUAUAGUG
Homalodisca vitripennis (glassy-winged sharpshooter) is the source of this 17956-nucleotide messenger RNA. RefSeq lists its product as uncharacterized. The record is from RefSeq and is a predicted model, not a curated record. The transcript has a single exon. NCBI's taxonomy places the organism in Eukaryota, Metazoa, Arthropoda, Insecta, Hemiptera, Cicadellidae. The coding region runs from base 246 to 5573 and encodes 1775 amino acids.